This is a messenger RNA of Notolabrus celidotus (New Zealand spotty), 1049 nucleotides long. Its product is annotated as ferritin, middle subunit. NCBI's taxonomy places the organism in Eukaryota, Metazoa, Chordata, Actinopteri, Labriformes, Labridae. Gene Ontology annotation, biological process: iron ion transport; intracellular iron ion homeostasis. The transcript is spliced from 4 exons. Gene Ontology annotation, molecular function: ferrous iron binding; ferric iron binding. The record is from RefSeq and is a predicted model, not a curated record. Bases 212 to 742 code for a protein of 176 amino acids. Gene Ontology annotation, cellular component: cytoplasm.
CAUCCCCACCAUUUCACAUCAGGGAAGAAUCUUCAGGAGUUCUUGCUUCAACAGUGUUUGAACGGAACUUCUUCUUUCGUCCUUGUUUUUCAGAUACUCUGCAUUCCGGGCAAGACAAUCCUUCAAUACUUGAACACUACUGAAAAGGUCGCCGUAAAGCUCUAUUUUUGUACCGUUUUGUUAAGAAAAAGCACAAGAAACGCCAGCCAAAAUGGAGUCCCAAGUGCGCCAGAACUACCACCGCGACUGCGAGGCCGCUAUCAACCGGAUGGUCAACAUGGAGAUGUUUGCCUCCUAUACCUACACCUCCAUGGCCUAUUACUUCUCCAGGGAUGAUGUGGCCCUCCCAGGCUUUACCCAUUUCUUCAAGGAGAACAGUGAUGAGGAGAGGGAGCAUGCUCAGAAGCUGCUGUCCUUCCAGAAUAAUAGAGGAGGACGCAUCUUUCUGCAGGACAUCAAGAAACCUGAGCGUGAUGAGUGGGGCAGUGGGCUUGAGGCUAUGCAGUGUGCCCUGCAGCUGGAGAAGAAUGUCAACCAGGCUCUGCUGGACCUGCACAAGCUGGCCUCCGACCAUGUUGACCCACAUAUGUGCGACUUCUUGGAGACUCACUACUUGAACGAGCAGGUGGAGGCCAUCAAGAAGCUGGGGGACUACAUCACCAACCUCACCCGCAUGGAUGCCCACAACAACAAGAUGGCAGAGUACCUGUUUGACAAGCACACUCUGGGCAGCAAGAGCUAAAUGCAUUGUCCGGAUCAAGAAUUGAGUCUUCCACUCACUGACUCACAGGCUACAGAAAUCAACACAUGUUUCUGCUUCAUCUGUUCAUUCACUGAGCACUCACUCAAAUCUAACCUGCUUUUAACGCUGAUAAGUUCUCACAUGAUCUGGUGGUGUUGCUGUUUCUUAAUGUCAUGUCAGGAUGGAUGUUAAUCAGGUUAUGACUUUGACCUCAUUUCUGAUACGCCUCUUGAUGUGACAUUUUUUUAACAACUUGUGACUCGAGUUUCUGAUCUGUUCUGAAUCUGAAUAAACAUUUUGAGCUGGA